AUGUCUAGACAAAUUGACAAAGAAAGCGAUAAUCAACAAACAGGAAUGGUUGAAAGCGGCCGCGACCGGUUUAGCAGGUCGGAUUUCCAUACCCUCAGAAUAAACGAGGUGGUACAAGCGCUCGGUACCAACAUCACCAGCGGCCUCAACACGCACGAAGCCGAAGCGCGACUCCAUCUGAUCGGUGAGAACACGCUGGGCGACGACUCGAAGAUCGACAUCAAGAGUAUUUUGAUCCACCAGAUAUGUAACGCCAUGAUUAUGGUGCUGUUCAUCUCGAUGGUGAUCACGCUUGCUAUUCGCGACUGGAUUUCGGGUGGUGUCAUCGCAUUUGUGGUUUUCAUAAACGUGUUCAUUGGUUCUGUCCAGGAGUACAAGGCCUCCAAGACGAUGAACUCCCUAAAGUCGCUGAGCACGCCGUCUGCGCACGUUGUGCGUGAUGGCUCGGACGAAACAAUCCCAAGUAAGUUGCUAGUGCCUGGCGACGUGUGUCACGUCAAGGCCGGUGACACCGUUCCAGCAGAUUUGCGUUUGGUAGACUGCCUCAAUUUCGAAACUGACGAGGCUCUUCUCACAGGUGAGUCGCUACCAAUUGCCAAAGACGAAAAUCAAACAUACGGGUUGACCGACGACGUGCCCGUGGGCGAUAGGUUAAAUCUUGCCUACGCGAGUUCCACUGUGUCCAAGGGAAGAGCUACAGGUAUAGUUAUCAAAACUGGACUCACUACUGAAAUUGGUAAAAUCGCUGAAAGUUUGCAAACUAAAAAAUCUUUAAUAUCAAAAGAUACUAAUAAAACUUUUUGGCAAAACGCCUACAUAACUUUGAAGGAUAGUGUCGGAUCCUUCUUAGGCACUAAUAUCGGCACGCCACUUCACAGGAAACUUUCCAAGCUGGCUGUUUUGCUUUUCUGCAUUGCAGUUGUAUUUGCCAUUGUGGUUAUGGGUACUCAAAAGUACCAGGUCAACAAAGAAGUUGCCAUUUACGCUAUUUGUGUGGCUGUAUCCAUGAUUCCAUCUUCCUUGGUUGUUGUAUUGACCAUCACUAUGGCAGUGGGAGCAAAGAUUAUGGCCACGAGAAACGUUGUGGUGAGAAAACUCGAUUCUCUAGAAGCGUUAGGUGCGGUUAAUGAUAUUUGUUCCGACAAGACAGGAACUUUGACGCAAGGGAAGAUGAUUGUUAAGCAAGUGUGGGUCCCUUCAUUUGGUACUGUUUCAGUGUCAGAAUCCCACGAGCCUUUCAACCCCACCGAGGGCAUUAUAGAUUUGAUUCCCAAAUUUUCUCCUUAUCAGUUCAAACACGACGACAGCGAAGACGUGGGUAUCAUUACUGAUUUCAAACAGAAAUUACAAGGGCACUCGUUACCUGAAAAUUUGAACCCGGUAGUUUUUGAAAAUUGGUUAAAGACUGCGACACUUGCCAACAUCGCAUUUGUUUUCCAAGAUGAGGAAACUGGAGAAUGGAAAGCUCACGGAGAUCCUACGGAAAUCGCCAUUCAAGUCUUUGCAGCUAGAAUGGAUUUACCAAGAGCUACACUGACCGGCGAAGGUCGAGAUGAGGAGAGCUCUGAUGACGAUGAGUUCAAGACAUAUGAGCACGCUGCAGAGUUCCCCUUUGACUCGUCCAUCAAGAGAAUGUCGGCCGUCUACGUAAACUUGGAAAACAACAACUCCUACCAUGUAUACACCAAGGGUGCUUUUGAAAGAGUAUUGAGCUGUUGUGACACAUGGCUCCCCACUGGAAAUGAAAACGAGCCCCAAGAAUUGACCGACGAAGAUUUGGAAACUAUUUAUAAGAAUGUGGAAGUUUUGUCCUCAGAAGGGUUAAGAGUACUAGCAUUUGCCACGAAGCAGUUCUCGGAAGGAGAAGCCAAAGAAUUGGGAGACAAGCUCCUCAAAGAUCGUGAUUUUGUGGAAAGUGGGCUAACUUUCCAAGGCCUGGUUGGCAUUUACGAUCCUCCCAGAUUGGAAACCGCAGGUGCAGUUAAAAAAUGUCACAAAGCUGGUAUCAACGUCCACAUGUUGACGGGUGAUUUCCCAGGUACAGCUAAAGCUAUAGCACAGGAGGUGGGCAUUUUACCCCACAACCUAUACCACUACCCAAAAGAAGUUGUGGACACGAUGGUAAUGACGGCGUCCCAAUUCGAUGAGUUAACCGAUGAAGAAAUUGAUGCAUUGCCCGUUCUGCCUUUGGUGAUCGCGCGGUGUGCGCCCCAAACAAAAGUGAGAAUGAUCGAUGCGUUGCACCGUAGAGAUAAAUUUUGUGCGAUGACCGGUGACGGUGUCAAUGACUCCCCCAGUUUGAAGAAAGCCAAUGUGGGGAUUGCCAUGGGAAUCAACGGUUCCGACGUGGCGAAGGACGCGUCCGACAUUGUAUUGAGUGACGACAACUUUGCAUCCAUCUUGAAUGCGGUGGAAGAAGGCAGAAGAAUGAGUGAUAACAUCCAGAAAUUCGUGCUACAAUUGCUGGCAGAAAACGUCGCGCAAGCGUUGUACCUGAUGAUCGGACUUUGCUUCUUGGACGACGAGGGACUUUCGGUUUUUCCACUUUCGCCCGUGGAAGUGCUUUGGAUCAUCGUGAUCACGUCGUGUUUCCCCGCCAUGGGGUUGGGGCUGGAAAAGUCUUCGCCGGACAUCAUGGACAAGCCGCCCAAGGACGGCAAGUCGGGCAUUUUCACGUGGGAAGUGAUCGUGGACAUGAUGGUGUACGGGGUGUGGAUGGCGGCGUGCUGUCUGGGUUGUUUUGUCUCGAUCAUCUACGGCAAGGGCGACGGGCAACUGGGCUACAAUUGUAACAACUCGUACAACGAGUCGUGCCACUACGUUUUCAAGGGCCGUGCUGCGACGUUUGCGACGAUGACGUGGUGCGCGCUCAUCCUCGCGUGGGAGGUGGUGGACAUGAGACGCUCGUUUUUCAAGAUGCAGCCGGAGACGGACACGCCGUACACGCAAUGGAUGAAAGACGUGUGGUCCAACCAGUUUUUGUUCUGGUCGAUCGUGUUUGGGUUCUGCUCGGUGUUCCCCGUGGUGUACAUUCCCGUGAUUAGCACGAGCGUUUUCUUGCACUCAGGAAUCGGGUACGAGUGGGGGGUUGCGUUUGCGUUCACGGUUGCGUUUUGGAUCGGAGCCGAGGCCUACAAGUACAGCAAGAGACUGUUUUACCGCAACAGGGAUCAGGUCGAGAACCCGGAGAAGGAUCUUGAAAAAAGACGUGUGUACGAUCCGUUUGAAAAAUACAACACCGCCACGUCGGGCAGCACCACUUUGCAAAUCACGGAGCGCAUGUCGCAAAAAGUGUGA
This is a messenger RNA of Lachancea fermentati, 3297 nucleotides long. Lineage: Eukaryota; Fungi; Ascomycota; Saccharomycetes; Saccharomycetales; Saccharomycetaceae. The record is from the annotation of a GenBank genome assembly.